UCGAAUCAAGAUAAUAAAACUGAUACAAGAACAACUGUGGUACCUUAGACACCGAAAGUAGUUUUACGAUCGUACGCGGUUAUGCAAUAUAGAUUCAGGAUUCGGCCCAGAAAAAGAAAACUGGUUUUGAAAGCAGACCAGUUAAGCCCCGAUCUCGGGGAUCAAGAAUCUGCAAACCCUGACGUCAUCGUCCGCGUUUAGAUACACACGUUUUAUAUGAAGUUUCCCGUGAAUGGAGGGUUCACAAUGUCACAACACGGAGCUGCUCUGCAAACGUAUAAUCAGGAGCUCGUCAAAUGUUUAGAAGAGAUGAAGCUGAAGCGAUCGGAACUUCAAGCUCAGAUAGAGUCCCAGGAAGAAGAGAAGAACAACUUGCAACGUGAAAUCGAAAAGAUGUCCUGUAAGCUUACACAGUUGAACGACAGUUUGGCAAAAAGAAUUACGGUCAGAAACGAAUACGAUAGAACAAUUGCCGAUACUGAGACAGCAUAUGUGAAGAUUCUAGAGAGUUCCCAAUUAUUGCUUAAUAUGAUCAAAAAAGAAGCUGUCAGCCUGGAUCAAACUUUAGUUAAAGCCGAACAGUAUCGAUAAUAAGAUGUAAAAUUAGAAUUCGAUAAAAAAUUUAUGAGGGGCCAGAUAUCCAGAAAAUGUAUUUAUUAAAUUUAUCAAUGGAUGCAUUAUCACAGAGAUAUAGUUUAUUAAUUAACAAGUACAAAAUUGUAAAUAUAGACUUUUAGAACAUACGAGUUCUUUUAUAGCCUCUACAAAAUUUUUGAACUAUACAAACGAUACAAACGCAUAUUUAUGUUAAUUAUGUUAUUUGACUAUUUUAUAGAAAUAACAUUAAUCAGUCUAUAUGUGUGAUUACUGAUUAAAUAAAAUUUAUAACCGAACGAUAUUCUAUUGAUAAACUCGAACGAAUACAUAUUCGGUAUAUAAUUUAU
Temnothorax curvispinosus is the source of this 944-nucleotide messenger RNA. Its product is annotated as Sjoegren syndrome nuclear autoantigen 1 homolog. The transcript is spliced from 4 exons. Bases 217 to 591 code for a protein of 124 amino acids. Lineage: Eukaryota; Metazoa; Arthropoda; Insecta; Hymenoptera; Formicidae. Gene Ontology annotation, cellular component: centrosome; ciliary basal body. The record is from RefSeq and is a predicted model, not a curated record.